UGUUUAAUUAUUCAUAACUACCAAGUAACCCAAAAAAUCUACUUCCAUGCCUAGACUUCUUCAGUUCUUCACUAUCUCCAUUCUUCUUUUUCUCGUAGUUUUUUUGGCCAUUGGAGAAGAUAAUGAAUACGUGUUCGAAAAAUCUAUAAAUAGAAAGUCCAACAGUCUAAAAAGAGAAAAACUCAGUCAUUUCAGAUUCUAUUGGCAUGACAUCUUAAGUGGCUCGAAACCAACCUCUAUUAUGAUCGUACCACCACCCACAACCACCAUCCUUACAGGCUUCGGCCUAAUAAACAUGAUGGAUAAUGCCCUAACCCUAGGACCAAAAUUGAGUUCCAAAAUUGUUGGAAGAGCACAAGGGUUGUAUGGUUCAGCUUCACAAAGUGAAUUAAGUAUAUUAAUGGUCAUGAAUUUUGUGUUUAUUGAAGGGAAAUAUAAUGGUAGCACGUUAGCCGUGCUCGGCCGGAACUCGGCGUUCGAGACGGUGAGAGAGAUGCCGGUGAUUGGUGGCAGUGGGCUUUUCCGAUUUGCUAGAGGAUAUGUUCAGGCAAGGACUAAGUCAGUGGAUUUGAAAACUAAGGAUGCUACAGUUCAGUAUGAUGCUUAUGUAUUACACUAUUAAGCUUGAAUUAUAUUUAUAUUUUUAUCUUAUGUUAAGUUUAUUUAAUUAAGUUGUAUAAUUUUCUUAUGUUGGCUGCCAAUUAACAUUAAAUAAUUAUGUCGCGACCACAUAAUCUUU
This is a messenger RNA of Nicotiana attenuata, 739 nucleotides long. Its product is annotated as dirigent protein 22-like. The transcript has a single exon. Lineage: Eukaryota; Viridiplantae; Streptophyta; Magnoliopsida; Solanales; Solanaceae. The coding region runs from base 47 to 622 and encodes 191 amino acids. The record is from RefSeq and is a predicted model, not a curated record.